Molecule: messenger RNA, 1789 nt
Organism: Balaenoptera ricei (Rice's whale)
Lineage: Eukaryota; Metazoa; Chordata; Mammalia; Artiodactyla; Balaenopteridae
Gene: LRRTM3
Product: leucine rich repeat transmembrane neuronal 3
Exons: 3
Coding region: 44-1789 (581 amino acids)
Cellular component (GO): plasma membrane
Molecular function (GO): protein binding
Source: RefSeq, a predicted model, not a curated record
GCCAAAGCAAAGACCUAAGGACGACCUUUGAACAAUACAAAGGAUGGGUUUCAAUGUAAUUAGGCUACUGAGCGGAUCAGCUGUAGCACUGGUUAUAGCCCCCACUGUCUUACUGACAAUGCUUUCUUCUGCCGAACGAGGAUGCCCAAAGGGCUGUAGGUGUGAAGGCAAAAUGGUAUAUUGUGAAUCUCAGAAAUUACAGGAGAUACCCUCAAGUAUAUCUGCUGGUUGCUUAGGUUUGUCCCUUCGCUAUAACAGCCUUCAAAAACUUAAGUAUAAUCAAUUUAAAGGGCUCAACCAGCUCACCUGGCUGUACCUUGACCAUAACCAUAUCAGCAAUAUUGAUGAGAAUGCUUUUAAUGGAAUACGCAGACUCAAAGAGCUGAUUCUGAGUUCCAACAGAAUCUCCUAUUUUCUCAACAAUACCUUCAGACCUGUGACAAAUUUACGGAACUUGGAUCUGUCCUAUAAUCAGCUGCAUUCUCUGGGAUCGGAACAGUUUCGGGGUUUGCGAAAGCUGCUGAGUCUACAUUUACGAUCUAAUUCCCUGAGAACCAUCCCAGUGCGAAUAUUCCAAGACUGCCGCAACCUGGAACUUUUGGACCUGGGAUAUAACCGGAUCCGAAGUUUAGCCAGGAAUGUCUUUGCAGGCAUGAUCAGACUCAAAGAACUUCACCUGGAGCACAAUCAAUUUUCUAAGCUCAAUCUGGCCCUUUUUCCAAGGUUGGUGAGCCUUCAGAACCUUUACUUGCAGUGGAAUAAAAUCAGUGUCAUAGGACAGACCAUGUCCUGGACCUGGAGCUCAUUACAAAGGCUUGAUUUAUCAGGCAAUGAGAUCGAAGCUUUUAGUGGACCUAGUGUUUUCCAGUGUGUCCCAAAUCUGCAGCGCCUCAACCUGGAUUCCAACAAGCUCACAUUUAUUGGUCAAGAGAUUUUGGAUUCUUGGAUAUCCCUCAAUGACAUCAGUCUUGCCGGGAAUAUAUGGGAAUGCAGCAGAAAUAUUUGUUCCCUGGUAAACUGGCUGAAAAGUUUUAAAGGACUGAGGGAGAAUACAAUUAUCUGCGCCAGUCCCAAAGAGCUGCAAGGAGUAAAUGUUAUCGACGCAGUGAAGAACUACAGCAUCUGUGGCAAAAGUACCACGGAGAGGUUUGAUCUGGCCAGGGCUCUCCCAAAGCCGACAUUUAAGCCCAAGCUCCCCAGGCCGAAGCAUGAGAGCAAACCCCCUUUGCCCCCCACCGUGGGAGCCACGGAGCCUGGCCCAGAGACCGAGGCUGACGCUGAGCACAUCUCUUUCCAUAAAAUCAUCGCAGGGAGCGUGGCCCUUUUCCUGUCUGUGCUCGUCAUCCUUCUCGUUAUCUACGUGUCGUGGAAGCGGUACCCUGCCAGCAUGAAGCAGCUGCAGCAGCGCUCCCUCAUGCGAAGGCACAGGAAAAAGAAAAGACAGUCCCUAAAGCAAAUGACUCCCAGCACCCAGGAGUUUUAUGUAGAUUAUAAACCCACCAACACGGAGACCAGCGAGAUGCUGCUGAAUGGGACGGGACCCUGCACCUAUAACAAAUCGGGCUCCAGGGAGUGUGAGAUACCUUUAUCAAUGAAUGUGUCAACUUUUCUGGCAUACGACCAGCCCACAAUAAGUUACUGUGGGGUGCAUCAUGAACUUCUCUCUCAUAAAUCCUUUGAAACGAAUGCACAGGAAGAUACGAUGGAAACACACCUAGAGACUGAACUGGACCUGAGCACAAUCACAACAGCUGGCCGAAUCAGUGACCAUAAACAGCAGCUGGCUUAA